Leguminivora glycinivorella is the source of this 2136-nucleotide messenger RNA. RefSeq lists its product as uncharacterized. The record is from RefSeq and is a predicted model, not a curated record. The transcript has 5 exons. NCBI's taxonomy places the organism in Eukaryota, Metazoa, Arthropoda, Insecta, Lepidoptera, Tortricidae. Bases 1 to 2007 code for a protein of 668 amino acids.
AUGUUAGUUGACAAAGACAACGUAAUAGACAAAGAUUUCCAAAUGAUGCUAAAACCUUUGAAUAUUUUGGAAUUAAUCUACUUUCAACCAAAAUUCCGUAUUACAGAAACAUUGAUCAGUCCAAACAGUAUGCGAGAGAAUUCGAUUUGGUCAUUAGGUGUUUUUCUAAUGAUCUUUGCAAGUGUGGGAUAUGUAUUUAUGAAUAGUUUCAUCCCGGGCGAUGGUCAAAUAACUGAUAUUGUAAAUAUAUUUUUCUUUGCCGAUGCAGUGUUCUACACUGUCUAUAGUCUAUUGAUGUUCGCCACUAAUAUAAUAUUUAAAGGCAAAAAUGUGCAACUGAUUAUUAAAAUGCAGAAAGCUUACAGAGUACUCGGUAAUGAAAAUGGGUUGAAAAUUUUUCAAAUGAGUAACUUGAUCUUUGUUGCUGGUGUUUUUCUAGUAUAUUUCUCAUACAAUUUAUGCUAUACAAUCUUGGACAUAUAUCGAGUAUCACAUUUAGUGUAUCAUGUGGCUUUGUUUUAUUUCGACGUAAAUGUUAUUGUCGUUAUACGGGUUGUCAAAUUUUUGGAAUAUGAGUUACUACUUUGGAAAGAAAAAUUGAAUGAUUUUCUGAAAACUUGUUCUACGACAAAUCACAAACAUCUUGUUAAAUACUUUAAAGAUGUCAGUUAUGAAGAAAAACAACUUUUGAGCGCUUAUUCAAAUAUCAUUGGAGCUUUUAAACUGUGCCACAAUGUUUUCGGAAUGUCUUGCUGUGCAAUCGUCGGGCGAGUCGUUAGCGGACUGGGCGGCGCGAGUGCGGGGUUAUCAUUGCAUUGCAAUUUCGUGGCUGCGAGUUUAGAAGAUUCGCUGCGAGAUCGGUUCGUGCUGGGCAUGUCUGGAGGCCCGGAGCGGGACCGGCUGUUUAGAGAACCUUUGGAGGAUCUCACGUUAGCGAAGGCGUUGCAGUUAGCGGAAAGCAUCCGCUGCGCUAGAGAAGGAGCGCAGCAGGCGUCGGCGCGCGUCACAGCGGACGUGCACAAGGUGUCGGCGCGGGCGGCCGGCCCGCCGCAGCACGCCGCCGCCGCCGCGCACCGACAUAACGGGGUUCCGCAGAUGCAGCACUACCGUGGCAGUAGGAACAUUGAUUUCAAGCCAAAUGACGUAGUUAUAGUGAAAGUGUACCAGGGACAGAAAGCGUUUUGGUCUAAAGCGUCAGUGAAAAAACAAUUAGGAAGAUCGACAUUUUUAGUUCAUUGUGAGCAAUCGGACCGUUUAAUAAAAAGACAUAAAAAUCAAAUCUACAAGUAUAAGGGGGAAGAAGAUGCGAUAGGGCAACCGCAACCGGAAAACCCUGAUGUUGCCCAACAAGGGAAAAAACCCAUGGCCUCCGACCACGUGCCAGCUAUAGUCAUGGAAACUACCCCAACAAGUAUUCCACAAGCGUCAGCGGUACCAGCCGUAGCUCCGGUCUCUGUAAUACCGCAAGCACCUCUUGCUUCUCCAGUGCCAGCUGGACCUAUUGUACCUCCUCUGUCAGCGGCCGCGUCGGAACUCGGUAAUCAACCCGCUCAGGCAACGAUACCAGAGACAACUACUACGACAGAUGUAGAGGAAUGGCCCGAUUGCCAAGAACCACAGGCCCCGGGCACGAGCGAAUCUGUCGAGGUCCGCACACCGCCAUCAUCGACAUCGGAGACGGCCACCUCUAUAACCAGCCUCUUGGUAACCUUCAUAUGGAUAUUGAAGUCGGUGACCCUAAUCAGUUUCUUAUGCGUGGCCUGUCAAAAUUUCUAUUUGACCGUGGCUGAUGUGGAAACUGCCUGCUCGGUCGUACGAUGUGAUGAGGGAUGCCUUGUAUCAGCCCACCGUCUCUCCAAGAACGUGCAACGUUUCGGCGCAUGCGUGGGAGCGAGACGGAUGAUGCGCCCUUUCAACCUGGUGUCAGUCAGCGCGGCGACACCGCUUCACAUGCUGACCGUGCUCGUUACAUAUACUGUCGUGCUACUGCAGUUCGCAUUUCUGUAGUGUUAAUAAAUUAUUGCGACUGUGUCGUUAAUCUAAGAAUCAUAGACAUGGAAUAAAGUAGGCGGAAGGUAUAAAGCAAAAUCGAAUUAACCUUUUCUGUCAGCCUGUACACACUCUAGCAUUCCAUAA